Micromonas commoda is the source of this 765-nucleotide messenger RNA. RefSeq lists its product with no specific name. NCBI's taxonomy places the organism in Eukaryota, Viridiplantae, Chlorophyta, Mamiellophyceae, Mamiellales, Mamiellaceae. Gene Ontology annotation, molecular function: protein binding. Bases 1 to 765 code for a protein of 254 amino acids. The transcript has a single exon. The record is from RefSeq and is a predicted model, not a curated record.
AUGGCGCUCGCUCAUCACGCGGCCGCGUGCCCCAGGGUCUGGGUUCGUCGGCCCGGACGAGGCCCCGCGCCCUGCCGCAGCGUCGUUCCGGGCUCCGGCGCUCCCGGAUCCGGCCAGCUCAUCGUCGAGUUCGCCGCAGCCGGCAACGUCAAGGCGCUCACGCGUUUACUGGACAUCGAGUACUCCGUCCCCGAUGCAGAGCUCGACUCCUCGACGAAGGCGAUCAGAACCGCGCAGUUGCGCACCGCAGCGCAGCGCGCUGCGCACGCGGGCAUGAUAUACACGCUGAGGCUCCUGCUCGAGCGAGGCGCGGAUCUCGGCCUGGACAUGGGGAACGGGAGGGCCAUUGCUUGCGAAGCAGCCGCACGCGGUCAGCACCAGGUCCUGGCCCUCCUCCUCGCUCCGCACGAUCCCCCGGAGUCGAUCGGUGGGGGCGUGAGCACUGAGGUGCAGAACGGGCACGGUCGCACGGUACUUAUGGAGGCGGCCAUGAACGGCCACGCGGAGUGCCUGAGGGUCGCCAUCGAGGCGGGCAGCGACCUCGACUUCGCGACCAAAAACUACAACGCGACGGCUGCGAUUUUCGCCGCGAGGGAGGGGCACCUCAACUGCCUCAACAUCCUUCGCGAGGCCGGAGCGGACAUGGAUAUCGAGAGGAGCGACGGCAAGACGGCCAUGCAAAUACACAGGGAGCAGGUCAGGGCGCAGAUGGCGAACGUCAUGAUGAGGUCGAUGACGAAGUCGGGGCAAGGGUUCAAGGUAUAG